AUGCCGCUCAAUGUACCGGGCCUGCGCGUUCCUCUACAAUUGCUCUGGUAUCCCCGGGUCAUAGUACCUUCUCUUAUCGUGAAAGACAUACGCCAGCUUGACUUUCUGGCUCUAAAACGGGCUGGAUACCGCGGCGCUAUAUUCGACAAAGAUAACUGCCUUACCCUCCCUCACAAAGAUGAGCUAGUGCCCGAGUUGAAGACUGCCUGGCAAGAAUGUCGGGAGACUUUUGGCGAAAGAAAUGUUAUUGUUGUCAGUAACUCAGCUGGAACCCAUCUGGACGCAGGCGGGAUACAGGCUGAAUCGGUGUCUUAUCACCUGAAUGUGCCAGUUCUGAUUCACACAACAAUGAAGCCCUCUUAUUCAUGUAUUGCUGCGAUCCGGAAAUACUACUCCUCGCUGCCCAUCCCAGUCGAAGACAAAGAGUUGAUCAUAGUCGGAGAUCGGUUAUUCACUGAUGUUGUCCUUGCUAAUCGCAUUCGAUCCUGGAAGGGAUGGCGGUCAUUUCUGGGACUGGAUCGUGAACCCCCUUCUGCCAAGGGUGGACCGCUUGCUGUAUGGACUACAGGAGUUUGGCAGAAGGAAGCGACAAUUUUGAGAUGGUCGGAGAAACAGAUGUUGGCGCUGGUUCAGCGGUGGUCUCGCCCUGGAGUGGAGACACAAUUAGACGUAGGCUCAUUUGAAAGCACAACGCAGUCGGAAAAUCGACUUGAGAACCUAUUCAAAAGAUUUGUGCAGAGGUAG
Molecule: messenger RNA, 744 nt
Organism: Guyanagaster necrorhizus
Lineage: Eukaryota; Fungi; Basidiomycota; Agaricomycetes; Agaricales; Physalacriaceae
Exons: 6
Coding region: 1-744 (247 amino acids)
Molecular function (GO): phosphatidylglycerophosphatase activity
Source: RefSeq, a predicted model, not a curated record